Vitrella brassicaformis is the source of this 2748-nucleotide messenger RNA. The record is from the annotation of a GenBank genome assembly. NCBI's taxonomy places the organism in Eukaryota, Vitrellaceae.
CGGAGAUCGCACACACCCCACAUGCAUCAUCGCACUUCGGCGGAGACGCCUCUCUGGACAACACGGGUUGGCUCGGCAACUCCUGCUGCUGCUACUGCCGAGCACUCAUUUCCUCCCGUCUGUCUGGUCGGCGGCGCUGCCCUCUUCUUGUCUUGUCGCGAUUUGUGGAAGCCCGCUGCGAUCUGCUCGAGCGACUUGCCGGAUGUCUCGGGCACACUGACGAUGGUGAAGAGCAGCACCAGGAAGGUGAAACCACCGAACAGCAAGAACGUGCCUGCAGUGAAUGAAUGGGACAGCAGGCUCGUUGAUGAUGAGUUGUUUGGCUGGGCAGCUGUUCUGAGCCAUCCCUUCCUCCCUCCCUGCCUCCCUGCCUCCCUGGCAAGUCAAUAGGUACCUGCGAUGGAGAGGGUGUUGAACAGUGUCUCGAAUGUCGCCCCUGUGCAGAAUGCCAGAGCCCAGAAGGCAACCACCACGAUGCCCAUCCCAAACCCCCUCAAGUGGGAUGGCAGCACCUCCGACGCCACGACGUACAUCAAACCCGCCCUGACAGCAAACAGCAGCCCAGCCAAGGGAUAGACACAUCCAUCCAUCCAUCUGUCCAUGUCUGCUUCCUGCGUGUCUCACCACCCGCCCACCCACCAACCCACCAGCAUAGGUUCCAGAAGAACAUGUAUAGGAGCAUGGCCACGACCGACACUGCUGCAGCACUAGACCACGCGCCCGCCAUGGCGAAGGCCGACGCAAACAGCAGGUGGCACAUUAGCAUGCCUGAGGAGAAACGAGCACAAGGAUAGUACGGGGGCCCCUCCCUCCCUCCCUCCCUAUGUCCCCUUGCACAUCUAUGUACCUGCUGUGCCUGCGAUGAGGAGGGUCUUCCUGCCCAAUUGGUCGACGGUGAGAAAGGUGACAAACACGCCGAUUGUCUGCACUAAUCCAGGCAUACAUCCACAAGAGAAGGCAGGCAGGCAGGCCCACCUUGACAAGUCCAAUGCCCACACCUGCGACAUACAUAGAUCAGCACGGGCACACCCACAAAUCUCCACAAGGGAGCUCAGCAAUUGGAGGCAGAUAGAUGCAGCCGAAUCGUACCUGCGAUGUAGCUGCUCCUCGCCGACACGCCUGCCAGCAUCAAUACGUCGGUCGAGUACGGCAGCACCGCGGGCGCCCCAGUCAUAUUCUGAGACCACACAAACAAACAAACAGCAUUCCUGCCAUCUGUGCGAAGGGGACCCCCUGUCCGCGUUUUCCUGACUGACAUUCGCAGCGGCACAUCCGACAGCGAUGGCAAGCUCCGUCCUGUGACGCCGCAACUGACGCCCCAGCCUACACACAGACAUAGACACGCCACGCCCAGUUCUGCUGGUUAACCGGCACGGUGAAUGUCUCACAUACGUGACUUGGAGCAUCGCCCCCACAUUGUCCAUUUCCCCCUGACCAUCGCCUUGAUCGCCCUUCGUCAAGGGAGUCGCCUCGCCUACUGCUGCUGCUUCUGUCGGCUGCUGCUGCUGCUGCUGCUCUUGCUCCUCCUUCUGCUGCGGUGAAUGCUGUUUGCUGGCUUCAAAGGGGUCGGGAAAGACGUGUGAGAAGUCGAAUGUGCCCAUUCGCGACUGAAGGCUGCCCCGGCGCGUGAGGGCCUCUGCGCGUCGCUUCUCGCGGAUCAUGGCGUGCAGCUGUGUGUCGAUGUCCUCCUGAGCUGCCCCCAGCUUGAGCAUGGUCUCCUUGGCGACGUCGACACGACCCUGGAUGACUAACCUGCACACAAGAAAACGCAGACGACUGACUCAUGGAGGAUUCUUGCGUUGGCGUGACGUUGGCUGCCUGACCAUCGCGGGCUCUCAGGCAGCAGGAUCAGCCCAAUCGCCUGAUGUGUCGAGAAGACAGGAGGCCAAUGCACCCCCUGGACACGUAUACAUCAUGGCAUACCCCCACCCACACACCAUACCUGCAGGAGUCCGGCAAUGGCCACCGCCCCGAGCAGUACCCGCCAGUAGGGGGCCGGGUCGGUCAGCAUCGCCGCCACACCGAAGCUACACAUCACUCCCAAACACUGGCAAAUUUCCUGAUUGAUUGCGACAAACGAAUGUACAGCCAGCCCGCCGUGGACAAAGACAGUCUUCUCUGCACCUCACUCACCUGGCAGAGAACAAGCUGCCCUCUCUCCCUCUCGGGCGCUAUCUCGGCCACAUAAGUCGAAAAGGUCACCAUACCGAUACCCACACCCACGCCAACCUGACAAGGCACAUAGAAAGAGGUGUCCUGCCGAGUCCCCGAGCACCGCCACUUUCCAUCCCUCCCUCUCUACACCCACUGACAAUGAAUCUUCCGGCCAGGAGGAUCCAGUACCGCUGCGCCACCGCCAUGAGCACUGCAGCAAUCACGAUGCAGCCAUCAGAUAUGCCCAUCGACACCACGCGGCUCAUAUCCUUGGCCAGAGAUCCCGCGAACAGGGCGCCAACCACUGCUCCCGGCGCAGGCAGGGCGACCAUGAGCUGUUUCUCGAAGCACGAGAAGGCGCCGCCGCACAGAUUGAACUCAAGCCGAACCGGCUCCAGGAUGAUGGCAACCACCGACAGAUCAUAGCCCAGCAGCAGACCUGCAGGCCGCAGCGGAAGACAGAGGGAAAGAGAAUCUGGGAAUGAGGUCCGUUUCUUUGUGCAGAUAGCCGUGCCAACCUGUCAGGGCGGUGAACCCGACCACAAAGUACAGCAGUAAGGGCUUGUUAUCUGCCAUCUCUGUUGGGCGUUUACG